Messenger RNA from Aspergillus saccharolyticus JOP 1030-1, 420 nucleotides. RefSeq lists its product as uncharacterized. The coding region runs from base 1 to 420 and encodes 139 amino acids. The transcript has a single exon. NCBI's taxonomy places the organism in Eukaryota, Fungi, Ascomycota, Eurotiomycetes, Eurotiales, Aspergillaceae. The record is from RefSeq and is a predicted model, not a curated record.
AUGGCGGCACAAUCAUCGACAGCCCGAAAGGAAGCAUAUAGAUGGCGACGGUGGCUUGAGCAUCUGAGCGAGUCUCCAAGCUCGGCCAACCCGGCCAUCCAGAGCCGUUACGUUGACAUGCUGCUCGAGACGGAAAGAUUACCCAUUUUCCAUAAUUUGAUUGCAUCCAGCUGUACCUGGCUUCUCCUAGCGGGGUUUUUGGUUUUCCCAGGCACAUUUUCUACAUUGCAAGACACUGCGCUGGCGGACGGAUUUAAGGGCCGGAGACGGGAGAACGGGGUGAUAUCUGAUGCUAUCCAGAACCCCCUUCUCCUUGGCCUAGCUGCAGCAUCAUGUGCACUCGGCACCGCUGGCUGCCGCUGGCUUUGGUGGAGGUGGAGGUCGAAUCUCAUUUGGCCAACGCGCCAGAUUUUCCUGUAA